AUUGUGUUAUGUCUUCUUGGCGGUGCUUUGUGACACCAUUUUGAAAGGAGAUUUAAUCUACAAAAAGAAAAUCUGUUGCUCUAAACAAGGAGCCGUUCCUGCAUUGUUUUAUGCCAGGUCGCAUGUGAAGUGACUCUUUUUCUCAACCACUCAACGGAUUGCUCAAGUUCCACCCUUUUGGGUCGGGUCAGUUAGAUUGGUACCCCAACACAAGGUUCCUAACAAAGUAAGAUGGGACGAGUCAGAUAUUAAGCCUGGUGUGCCUGGUGGAUGUCUGAGUGGGGGUGGAGGAGGUUGAUCGGCGGACCCAAUAAGGAGGGGGCGCAGAAGGAUCCUCGCUAUGGCCCGCCUACGACCUGGUGGUGCCGCCUGCUGGGGCAUGCUGCAAGCUGCCCUCACUGCCAUCCUCACCAACAGCUUUGUGACUGCGAUGACGCCCCACCGGUCGAUGACGGAGGUGGGCAUGUUUCGGACGGGCUGGAGGUACGCAACAAGGAUGAGGAGACAGGAUAACUUCACCUGUCCAGCCAAACGAAUCUGUUAUAUUGCUAAUCUAACCAGUGAAUGCCCCAUAUAUGUGUGUCGAGGCUGCAUACAAACGAUGCACCUACGGAGACCGAUGACAUCAGUACAUGUACAAGCUGGAUGCAACGUCACUGUCACGUCGGACGUGAUGAUGCUCCUGGUUCUGACCGAUGGAACUAUAUUGGGAAAUGGUACUAAUUCACAGGUGCAGGUUUAUGAGUCAUUCCAAUUAAGAAAUGCUACAACCAUUCACAAUCGGAUUGAUCCUUUGAUUCACCCGGUGGAUGUGCUGCCAAAGGAACUAGUAAUUAAAAAUCAUACAGCUCCACUGGUGACGACCUGCCAGGAAAGAGCACACGCUGUGGUUCGAACAGGAGAAAUCACUUGGACAAUGUUGUCCAACACUGGAAAUAAAGCUAGCCAGGCCGUUCAUCGCCUGGGGAACUGGAUGCCGGUCCCUAUAGGACCCCAAAAAGAGACUGCAAUCAUUUUACAACAACAGUUGAAAUGGCAAACUAGAUUGUUUAAUGACACUGCCGAUGUUUUAAUAAAUGUAACCAAAGCUAUUGAUGCAACUGUGUGUGGUUUACAGGUGAUAUAUUCCCGACUACAGGAGGAGAGGUUUGUACGGGUAAUAACUACACCUAACCCAAAUGAAUGGAGACGAUUGUUUGAUAUAUCUGAUGCUUUAUGGUUACAAAUAAAACCUGAACAGACUCGAUGUAAUAUGACCAUGUGUACAGUAAGUUGGAUACAGUGGAAUGUUACUCAAGUAAUCACCAUCUGUAAGUUUCAGGUAUUACCAUUGGUCGUACAUAAUAAGUAUAUGUUUUUGAGAACUUACGGUGAAUGGUUUAGUCCCCAAACUAAUCACACGUAUGACCUGAAGGACUGUGAAACUACUGAUCGAGGCCAAGCCUGCCUCUUAUCUAAAGGGUAUAGAGAUCCAUGCUUUACAGGAGACACGGCACUGUGUGAAUGGUAUAUAGAACCAGCUAGCGACAUGCUAUGGCAAGUGGGCCCCAACACCCUUUGCGUAGCUACUACUCACAACCAUACUCAGUUGCCUACUGUACCGUUCUCAGGUUGUUUAAAAGGUUUACACCUAUGGCAUUGGCACAAUGUAACUUACAGGUUGACUAACUUUACCACAGAAUCUCAUCUGACGGCUGUCCAGUGGAAAGUGUUACACCUACCAUGGCGAAUUUCUCUGGAGCGUUUCCAAAGUGCACUGUCUCGCUCCCGUGAUCUUAAAGAUAUUAUGUCUAGCCAUUCUCAGAAUGUUACCCGUGCCUUAGUAACAACUCUAGUUAACCGGGAACAGGUUUUGCAUGCAGCAAAGAUGGUGGAGAUGGACAGUGCUCAUCACUGGUGGGACAUUUUUUCAGGAAUGUCUGUCACCGCUAGAACAUAUGUAGCUCCACCAUUAUUGAUUCUUGUGGCUAUUUUAUGUGUGUUGACGCUAUGCAAUGUAUUAACAUGCCUUUAUAUACGCCGGAUUAAACAACGAUUGUCUAGGACCAUAUAUUACACUGCCUUAAGAUGAUGCACAUACAUAUUUUAGCAGAAGAUGGACCUUAUGGAACGAUGUGUUAUCAUGUAACUGUGGAUACAGAUACUGAUGUAGAUCAGUUCACUUAUAUGCACUGGAGUAAUCAAGAUCGAUGGGUGCACAAUGAUGUAUAUGCCACGCGAAUGGAGUUGUUAGAUUUCGUGUGUCAUUGGGUCAAUACUAUCUGCCAGGAGUAUCAACAUGCUCCUGGCCAUACUGAAGAUGAUGAUGUUAUCUGGGAAGGUGAAAGUUUUAUGAAUUAAGGCCAUUUUAGGCCAGAGGUGGAAUGAUAUGGGAAUAUCUAAUUUGUGUCCUAAAAUGACCAUCUGUAUACUAUUGGUGUUAUAUAACUGCUUGUUCCCAAGUGACCACCUGCAUGUUAUAUUAUUCUGCUUGUUUUGGGAACUGUGUA
Messenger RNA from Melanotaenia boesemani (Boeseman's rainbowfish), 2489 nucleotides. RefSeq lists its product as uncharacterized. The record is from RefSeq and is a predicted model, not a curated record. NCBI's taxonomy places the organism in Eukaryota, Metazoa, Chordata, Actinopteri, Atheriniformes, Melanotaeniidae. The transcript has 2 exons. Bases 341 to 2071 code for a protein of 576 amino acids.